UAGCUGGAACUGAAUGUUGUCAACCAAAAUCAACAGAACGAAAUGAACGAACAAAAACAUUCGCAAAAUUAAAUCUUUCUCAAAAGCUUUGUUCGAAAAAUAAGUGAAUUUAUCAUUGUAGCUUAUUAUAAAUGGUGUUGAUUUGUUGCUAAAAGACCGGAUACUCAAAAUGGAAAUUUGUCGCCUGUGUUUGCAGUGGGAAAUGGGAACAUUGAUUCCUAUAUUUUCACAAACUAAUGACGUUGAUAUUGCAACUACAAUCACCUCAUGCUGUUCUAUAGAACUAUCAGAAAACGAUGGACUUCCGAACAAAAUAUGUGAAUCCUGCAUUCAGGACGUUCAAACCGUGAGGGCAUUCAUCGAAAAGGUUCGAAACUCGGACGCGAAACUGCGAAGCGAUAAGAUCCUAAAGGAUGAUAAACUAUCGUUUGAGAUGAUCGUUAUCAAACCGGAAUUAGAUGAUGCCCACCAGCGUACCAUCAGCGACGACAAUGAAUUCGAUCAGAAUUCAUUUGAACCGAAGGAUGAGACUGAUUCUGAUGAUGAUAAGUUAAGUAUUAUAAAGGCAAGGGUCAAACUAGCGCAGAAUACUGAAGUUAGUAGCAGUACAGGAACCAAAAGAACUAGGAAGAAAGUCAAAAAAGAUGAUAUAGAUACUACUAGUAAGAAAAAAAUCAUAAAGAAACGGAAAGUUAAAAUAGAAAGUGGCGAUGAGUCUGAAGUAGCAGACAGUAACGAUAAUUUAGACGAACUAGAGAUUGAAAUGUUUGAUAUAAUUGUUUUGCCCGAAGCAAACUUUGUGUGCUGUUGUUGUCGUCAAAAUUUUAACUCGUCGGAAGAUCUGGAAACGCACGUUGAAGUGCACAAAAAGUUUCUAGUCAAAAGAACUGAUACGAUACAUUGUGAAAUUUGCAAACGUAGAUUCAUCAAGCACAAAGCUUUGGACAAUCAUAGGAAGAUUUGGAAGCAUGUGACCAAGCUAUUCGAAUGUCGUAAGUGCAAGUCUCGUUUUAUUAGUGCUGUUAGCAGGCGAAAACAUGCCUAUAAGCAUCCUAAAACCAUCGAAGAUAAGAUGAAGCAAGAAUACGGGGAAAUAGUUUGCUGUGUUCAGCGUUGCUCAAAGUCGUUUCCAUCUGAAGACCUGCUGAUAAAGCACAGUCUUGAGACUCAUAAGCUAGAUCAGCAGCAGUACAAGCCGGAGGACGAUGACCAGAAGCAGGCCGAAUGUCCGGUGUGUUUCAAAAGGUUCGCCUCGGAACGGUUGCUUCGAAUACACCGGAAACGUAACUCGAAGCCCUUGAGUCACCAGUGUGCGACCUGUGGUCUCAAAUUCCGGUCCAAGGACGUCCUGCAAUUCCACGAGACGAAUCACGCCGAUCAGAAGCCGUUCCAGUGCGACGUGUGCAAUAAGUAUUUCUCCAGUCGAAGCGCCUUGAAAGUGCACCAGCGACAUCACUCUAAUGAAAAACCCUUCGUUUGUGGAACUUGUGGGGUCGGAUUCUACCAAAAGGUACAGCUCACAUCACACGAGUACGAUCAUGGAGUGGUACCACUGCCGUUCAAAUGCGAAGUCUGCAGCAAAUCGUUCAAGUUCAAGAAGGGCCUGGUGACUCAUAUGCGGUCGCACACCGGCGAGAGGCCUUAUCCAUGUCGGCACUGUUCGAUGUCGUUCGCCAGUGUUCCCAUCAGGAGGAUGCACGAAAUGACCCAUAGUGAAAUUAAGCCUUUCAAAUGCACUUACUGUGAUAGAACGUUUACUCUCAAACGAUUACAACUGGAACACGAAUGCAAGCAUACAGGUAUAAAACCCUUCAAUUGCAACUUUUGCGACAAGUCCUUCAUCCGAAAACAGUUCCAGGUCGAUCAUGAGAGCACUCAUACCGGCGUCAAACCGUACCGCUGUGACAAGUGCAAUUGCAGUUAUAGUCACAAGAGCAAUCUGAAUCGUCACAUGGAAACUCACCAGCAAGCUCUGGAGCAAGCGGAUAUGCCUCCGGCUGUGCCGCCAAUGGUUACGUCCGGUCACGUGGUGGAUGCAAAUUCGGCGCACAUUCCUCCAAUGGGUUCGAAUAGCACCGGAGCAGACUAUGGACCGUAAUGAAUCGGAUAUAUUGUGGGUAAGUAUAACAAAAGUAUGUGGGUUUGCCAUGCCAUGCAUGAAGUAACGCUUCUUCUUGUCCCAACUGGAACAGAGUCUGCCUCUCAGCGUAGUGUUCUUAUGAGUA
Molecule: messenger RNA, 2225 nt
Organism: Aedes aegypti (yellow fever mosquito)
Lineage: Eukaryota; Metazoa; Arthropoda; Insecta; Diptera; Culicidae
Product: oocyte zinc finger protein XlCOF6
Exons: 6
Coding region: 170-2098 (642 amino acids)
Biological process (GO): regulation of transcription by RNA polymerase II
Cellular component (GO): nucleus
Molecular function (GO): RNA polymerase II cis-regulatory region sequence-specific DNA binding; zinc ion binding; DNA-binding transcription activator activity, RNA polymerase II-specific
Source: RefSeq, a predicted model, not a curated record